Messenger RNA from Theileria equi strain WA, 2010 nucleotides. RefSeq lists its product as hypothetical. The coding region runs from base 1 to 2010 and encodes 669 amino acids. Lineage: Eukaryota; Apicomplexa; Aconoidasida; Piroplasmida; Theileriidae. The transcript has a single exon. The record is from RefSeq and is a predicted model, not a curated record.
AUGGUCCAUCCUCAAUCUAGUGUUAUAAUAAAUAUUAAAGAGGAUGUUCCUAGUGAAUUAGAAACCACUGGAUUUUAUGGAGGAUCUCCUGACAGAGAGGUAAGAUUAGAAAAGUCUGAGAGUCCUCUAUCUCCAGGUUUCUUAAAGUUCACACACGUAGCAUCUGCUGGACAACCUUUUACCGUUGAGAUUGUAAUAUAUGAAAGUGAGAGUAACACUGUUGAUGUAGGUGUGAAGAACAAAGAAAUAAAACAUUUAGCAGUAUGGUAUUGGUUUGGGGAUAUUAAUCACAAUCAGCCUAUUCUCAUAGAAGUAUGGGAGAAGGAUGGAACUUACACAUAUUACAACAAGGGAGAUGACAAUGGUUGGAGUAUAUAUAACCUUCGAUCUAAUCCACUCAAAGGUGAAGCCCUUGAACGGAAACUGGAACAUCUUAAUUGUGAAUAUUACAAAGUGGUUACCAUGGAUCUCACUCUAGGUAAACACCAACAUGGAAACUCGUACUGUUGUAGUAAGCAUAAUGGUCAAGAAAAGGUUUAUGUUCAAGAGCUUAAAGUCCCAGUUGGUUCUCCACCAAUCCCUUACUACAAACAUGAAAUCAUAGAUAAAGGAUAUAAGCUCACUAAGAUUAAGUACUAUGAUUACAGUGUUAAUAGAAAACCUCAUGCGUUAAGCUUUCCCAUUCCUGGUUCAAUAAGUGCCUGCGCAUUCUACUGCGGAGGAAAAAAUCCGGUCUUACUUUAUCUACAUUCUGAAGAUAAAAACACCAUUAGCGGAUGGUUCAAAAAAAACACUAUAGGUACUGGUGAUAAUUGGGAAAGAACCUUGACUGGAGUACCUUGUCCUGAUGAUAUCAAAGGCUGUGAUGAUGGUUACUUUGAUGCACUCGUGAUGGAACUAAUGAGUGCGGGAUGUCCCUAUUCAAGAUGUACUGAUAAUAAAUCCCUACAUGGAGCAUACGGUGAUUCUACUUCUUUUGUUCCUUCUGGACUUCAAGGUAAUGCUCAACCUCCUCAAUAUUUACCUAAAGAAUAUCCUCAGCCCGCCGUUUCAUAUUACCGGCCUGAUGCUACCAGCCCUAUUACUGGAAAUAGUCUCAAAGGACCAGGCUCUGGUGUUAGUAUGCCUAACGAAGAAGGGACAUUUAAACAAACUGCUAUUGAUGGUUCUGAAGUACUAGUUGCUCGUACUGCUGAUGGCCAAGUUUAUGCUAUUGCUACUCCCGCUUCCGGAUCUGCUCCUGAGGGAGUUUCUAAAGAAUCCAGUGAAUCUAAAGGGUCUACAUCAGAGGUUCCUGCAUAUCCUAUUUCACAUGUAAAAGAGUCUGAGACUCAUAAAGAAGAUCUGGUAAGUGAUACAGAGUCGAUUGUAGAAAAGACUAAAUCGCAAGUUGCAUUCCAAGAACAAGAAGCAACACGUGCUGAUGAAGAUACUGACUCUACUGCUUCUGAAACUGCUGCUAGACCUGCUGAUACUCUUGCUGAAGGCGAAAUUGGAGAAAUCCCUGGUAGAGGACUAUUGGAAACUUUUGGUGCUCUUAUCAAGCUUGGAUUAACUGGACUAGAUACGGCUGCUACACUUGGCACAUCUGGAUUGAGUGCUACCCUUGGACUAGAUGAAAAGGAUGUUAAACAACUCGUAUUCGGAGUACUAGAUCUUAUUGAUCCUGGACCUCAUGGACCUCUUGGUGAAAAGGGUAGUAAAGGAGAACCUGGUCAAGGUGAUAUUAGAGGUGGAGGAGGACAAGGCCGUAAUGGUCCUAAUCUACCUAAUAGUAAUGUUCCCGGUGAAACUUAUGAAACUAAAGAAGAAACUGGUGGACCUCAAGCUCAACUAAGUGAAUCUCCUGAUCCUGGUGGAAAAACUCAAGCUGUUACUGGAUUUCUUGAAACUGCUACUGGUCUAGGAUAUAUCAUCUCUGGUGUUUUUGGUGGAUCAGGUGCAGUUGGUCUGGCAGGUUAUAAGCUUUAUCAACGUUUUAAAGGAGAUCCUUGGGUUCGACAAAUAUGA